Molecule: messenger RNA, 880 nt
Organism: Leguminivora glycinivorella
Lineage: Eukaryota; Metazoa; Arthropoda; Insecta; Lepidoptera; Tortricidae
Product: HORMA domain-containing protein 2-like
Exons: 6
Coding region: 134-880 (248 amino acids)
Source: RefSeq, a predicted model, not a curated record
AACAAUUGAAAAUUAAAAAAACUUUCUUUUCUUUCUCAUUGAAAAUUGGAAUGUGUUAACUAUAAACAUUGCUUAGGAUUAGUAGGAUUAUUAAUUCCAUUUUGAGUUUUCAGAUUAAAGAAAGCGUUUAACCAUGUCCGCAACUGCAAUACAAGUUCCUACACGUCAGGAAAUAUUCGAAAAGGAAUGGGAAAGCUUGUUCCCAAAACAAGUAACUGAUAACUACACAAGUUCGAUUACAUUUGUGAAACAAUUGACAGCGGUGGCCAUUAGUACUAUAACUUAUAUGAAAAACGCGUUCCCUGAAGAGAGUUACACGAACGAAAACUUCGCGGGACUGCAGUUGAAGAUAUUGAAGCAGAAGUGUGCAGAUGGCCUGGCUCAAUUUGUGAGCGCUUCGUUGAAACAGGCGUUUGAAGCGUUCGACAAGAAAUAUGUCCACCAGUUAGCCCUCUGUUUCUACAACGGCGAGUGUGUCCCAGAGAAUCUCAUAGAAUACCACAUCUUUGAGUAUUCGUACAACGCAGAUGGCGUUUCGUUGAAUAUCAACUCGAAGAACAGAAACCAGAACUCGAAACGUUUCUCUAUGCAAGCCAUACACAACAGGACUGUAAUGAUGAUCCGAUCAUUAUCACUAUUCAUCACCACAAAUUGUCACGAACAACUGCCCUUAAACUUCGAUAUAAGCAUGAGGAUCUAUUAUACUGAAGAUACCCCAGAAGACUAUCAAGCCCCUGGCUUCGCCGAAUGCACCGGCCCUGACCCAGUCUUGGACACGCUACAUACAGCCGUCUGCCUGGGGCGAGUAGAGACGCCCUACAACAAGAUUGUAGCCCGGACCUUCGUACAAGGGGUUACGGACACUGAUCCUGAGGGGUGA